CUCUUUUAAGCGUUUCGUCAACAAAACAAGGUGUUGGUUUCUCAAAGUAUGCCUCACCCGCACGUGGCCAACGGUCCGUCGCCUUGACGACGGAAAAAGUACACAAUAAACAAAGCCCUUUCCGGAUUGCUUGGGCCCCCAGAGUUCUACAUGUCACACAGUCUCGCCUCAGGAUUUAAACGAUGUUGAUUUUAAUCCUAUUAUACUUUAAUCGCUGUUUUUCCGAGAUUGUCAAGAGGGACCCUCCCGACCUUUUUAACGGCUCAGACAAAUCCUGCGCUAGUAAUGAAUACUUCAAUAUUAAGAAUUUAAGAUGUUCUACCUGUGAUCCAUCCAAAAAUUUAACCGUUUCCGCACUUCAUGAUUCUUGUGUGUGCAAUAAUAGAAGCAUUUUUAACGGUUGGGAUCCAAAUGGGUACAGACUGUGCUUGAGGUGUAAAGAUAAUGAAAUCCCUUCUCUAGAUAAGUCCUUUUGUAUUGGUCUUCCAAAUAAUUCUUCACCGAAUACAAUAUGUGGCGACAAUAACAUUAUUGUUGAUAGAUAUGCCAAUGGAACAAAAAUGAAAGCCAUCAACUGUAUCAGAUGUGUAAGUGGAACAGUGCCAAACCAGGACAGAAGUAAAUGUAUUAAGUGUUCGUAUCCGUUCGAAAAUUGUUUAUGUCCAAUUGAAACUCAUAUCAUUUUGCCUAGUAAUGAGUGCAUCCCUAGCAAAAAAUUACCAGAUUGGACAAAAGUAACAGAAAUGUUUGAAAUUGAGUAUGAAGAAUCAAAACGUGAGUCCAAACUUAUGCGCUACAAACUUCAUUCUGCGUAUUAUUGGUGUCAGAUGAAACAGUUUCAGAGUUGCCAGCUUCUUUCCAAUUUAUGUGUGUUAACCAUGUACCAAGAGUUAACAGGUCCUUGUAGAUUACUGAAGGAUAUAAAAACAUCAAAAUAUAAUGUACCUCUUCCUUGGAUAGCAUACAACGAAAAAGAUGUGCAGAACAUUUUCAAUGAGGAUAAAAUUAAAAAGAAAUUCCGCCUGGUAAAAGAUUCAGAGGACAGCUACGUACAAAUUGUUUUUAGUAAAUGGUCUUUGAAUGGUACAUGGCAAGGAUUCGUCAAUGGGAUGAAAGUGCUAGCAGUUUGCAAAGAGAUGGAGUUCUUGACGGAUUUAAGGUUUACUGUCGAUUAUGAGAACAAAUGUGCCGUAUCGCCUCAAGACUUUUUGUCAGAACGCACGACUGAAUUCUACGACAUAUAUUUAAAAUAUCGUUUGAGCAACGAAACUUACAUAUAUCCAAUACCGAUAUUAAAUUUAAACUACAAAAUAGGCAACAAGUUUCCAAAUAAGUAUGGAGAUAAAAGUCAAUGGCAACUUACACACCGUAUGUUUGUGUUUGAGAAUCCUAACGAUUUUAACAUAGAAGCUAAAACGAACAUUGCCCCGACGACCAUUCGAUACCUAAAAUCCGCAGCACUCAGUAUAAGGGUAAAAAAGGGACCAGAAGAAGGAUUGAUCAAUACUCCACUUCUAAUCCUAUCGUAUGGAGAAUUUAACAAGGAAGAUGUACAGAAUAAUCGGAAAAAGACUUUUUCCUUUAAAGUUCAGUUUUCCAUGAAAAGUAAUGUAAAGAGAAACAUGGACAUCGGUCUUGGCAUAUUAUGUUCAGCGUCUGUAAUCUGGUCUCUCAUACGGGCUUGGGCCUACACGAGAAGGUCAGGGCAAAGGCCGAUCGACUUGAUAGCCGUCCUUCAUGUGUGCAUCAUCGCCUGUGGUCAUCUGGCGAAUGUGUUUUUUUUUGUCAUAUCAAUAACAGCUUUGCACGCCUUUGUUUACUAUAAAUGGCAGGCAGUAGCACACGUUCUGCUUCCAUCGGCAAGGCUGCAAUACCUGGUGAGAACGUACGUGAUCGUCUCUUUCCCGUUAAAAGCAUUUGAAAUUUUUGUUCUGAUCUGGCAUCAUGUGACAGUGGACAUAUUUCUUAUUGACUGGGAACAACCGAGAGCACAAAAGCAGACUAUAUUCGAUGUUAGUGCGUGGAGGACGUACUUUGUAGCUAACAAGUGGGGGGAAAUUCAAACAGUUAGGAAGACCAGCGUGCUCUUGCAGCUAUGCUUAGUUGUUUUUGUUUUAAAGGUGUGUGGUUUAGAACAUUGGUCUCUUAACAUUCCCGAACUUCAUACAUCGCCGAAUCACGAAGCUAAGCAUGCUUCUGAAGAUAGGGUAUUCAGGUUUGCUCUCUCUGUUGUUGUUUACGUCGGUGUUUAUCUGAUUCAGUGGAUUUUAUUUAGUGGCAUAUACGAGAGAUACAUUAAAAACUCUAUUCAGGAAUUUGUUGAUAUAUGUUCAUUGGCGAAUAUAAGUCUAUUUGUAUUAGCCCUUGAGAACUACGGGUUUUACGUUCACGGCAGAUUGAUCAAGUCCAUUCGAGUGCAUGAAAAAUUGCGAAAACCAUUUGAAAAUCGGUUCAGAAAAACGUCUGCGCACGGAUUUUCUGAUACUGACAUGGCCACAUUACGUAAACAACUGAGAAGAGAAGAAGAGGAUUUAGUUCGACAUCGAGGAUUGGUACCUGAGUCAGACCACCAAACUUUCCAAAUUUUAAUUCCAACCAAGUUACGAGGAAUCUACAAAUCUCUCCUUACUAACCUUCCUCAUGAAUUGAGUCGAUUCAAUAUAACUAAUUUAAAGAAGGGAAAUAAAUCUGUUUCUGGAUCAGGUGAUCAUACAAUGCAAGCGUACGUGACUGUCAACAGAUUUCUCGCAGCCUUCAUUGAACACGCAUUAAAGGACUUAGAUUAUGAAGUGAGAGAUAGGCUUUUUAUCGAAGCCUUAUUAGACAUCGAACUUCACGAUUCAAAGGUCAAAGGAAUAUUUUUUAAUGAUAAUGGCCAUUCCUUCGACAACGUAUUGUAUUAUGGAAACGAAUUAUCUCUUUUCACAUUCAACCUAAUUUUUUUCUGCUUUGUUGAAAUUAUAGCUCAAAACUAUUUAUUGGCAGCCAUUCUGACUGGUCUGUGUGACGAGGCGAUUGCCAGGAUUCGCAAGUAUUGCAGCAGAAAGAAUUUCGCGAAAAAAGCGCUGAUAGAUGAAAAUUUUCUACUGUAAUUUCAAAAAUAUUUAAACGGCGAAGUCCUGAAUUUUUGUGAUAUUAACAACGAUAUGAUGUUCUGUGCCUUAGGCACUUCACUUGUGAUAUGAAUCCAAUAUAUGCUUAUUAUCAGCGUAAAUGACUGUGAUCCAUUGGGCAUGUUUAUAACGCUGCUUGUGUUUCAUAAACCGUUCCAUUAACGAGAAAUCUCGCAUUACAGUUUCACAGGUAGUUAUGAAAAUGUCCUGUCGAACAUAGUCAGGUGGCAUAAGGGGAUAUAAGCACGAUGAACCAAAUCACUACUUUGAUUUAUGUGAAUUCUGCUGUAGUCAAAAGCCCACGAUAUCCUUAAAGUUGAUGAGCUUCUACAAGAUUUGACACAUAACAGCCAGGGUGAAAAAUCAUGAGCUUUCUUUUGGCUUGUGACUGAGCCACUUGUCCUAGGGGAAAAACACAUACGGACGAUAUGGUUUUGUCAAUAAUAAGAGUAUUCCAUAGUUUGGUGAUAAUUCUUCUUCACGUUUUGGAACAUUUCUCAUCACCAGAUGGAUGCACUAGCAUUCUUAAUAACGUCAGAUAACCCUGCUGUAAAUUCAUCCUGACGUACAAUUUAGAGUGAUUCAGCAUCAUCGAACACUGAAGGACGACCUUAUAGCUCACCGUGAUGUUCGCUGUUCCCAGUAUUGAAACUCUUAACAAAAUUAUUAGUAGUUUCUUGUCUUUUCUCAAAUCAUUUCAUAUCUUAUUUUAAUUUAUGUCAUAUCAUUAGUUAACAAUGUAAGAUUCAAUUAUCCAACGAAUAGGUUGGUAGAUUUUGUGAUAUAUGUGUAAAAUAAAAAUCAGUAUGUAGAAAGAUAUUUGAAUAAUCGCAUUAUAAUUUGUCCUUCCUAAAAUACGCAAGAUAAAUGAUUAAAUUUUACCGUAGGAAUUGGUUUACCUAAUUCUGCACAAUUAACAUGAAUGACAAUGAAAUAAUAAUAUGGAUUAUUGUAAAUUAUUUUAAUGUUUAAAUUUAACAAAUG
This is a messenger RNA of Cimex lectularius (bed bug), 4097 nucleotides long. RefSeq names its product meckelin. The record is from RefSeq and is a predicted model, not a curated record. Gene Ontology annotation, biological process: cilium assembly. Bases 183 to 3092 code for a protein of 969 amino acids. Gene Ontology annotation, cellular component: ciliary transition zone; MKS complex. The transcript has 17 exons. NCBI's taxonomy places the organism in Eukaryota, Metazoa, Arthropoda, Insecta, Hemiptera, Cimicidae.